AUGGUUGCCAACGAUCUCGCCAAUCACGACUCCAAGCCACAGAAAGGAUCGAGGUCUCCUGCUGAUGAAGCGCUUUUUUUCUACCUGGGCAUUACUGACUUGCUGCCGUUACAUGGUUAUUGCACUGAUGAUCUACGUCGCGUAAAAGUCGUUUGCAUUGGUGCUGGAUUCUCGGGCGUGCUCGGGGGCAUCCGAUUUCCCCAGCGAAUCGCGAACCUUAAUUUCACCAUCUACGAGGAGAAUGAGGACGUUGGAGGAACUUGGUGGGAGAACGGUGGAGCGAGCAUUAUUAUAGGGGCGAAGAAAUCGAAGAGUACAUCAAGCGGACUACUUCACGAGGACAUUGGUAAAUGGGAGGUCUUUCUCGAGGACAUUCGGACGGAGAGAAACUUCACCGAAGAACGCGAUUUUUUCAUCUCUGCAGUUGGCAUCUUGAAUGAGUGGAAGUGGCCGGAGAUUGAGGGUCGGGAACAAUUCAAAGGCAAAAUGGUCCACUCUGCGUAUUAG
Molecule: messenger RNA, 507 nt
Organism: Cladophialophora immunda
Lineage: Eukaryota; Fungi; Ascomycota; Eurotiomycetes; Chaetothyriales; Herpotrichiellaceae
Exons: 3
Coding region: 1-507 (168 amino acids)
Source: RefSeq, a predicted model, not a curated record